AUGGACAUCGACCAAGACGAGAAGCCCGCCGAAGAGAAGAAAAAGUCCAAGAAGGAGCGCAAAGCUAAGGACACCAACGGCAAUGCCUCCGAAGAAGCCUCCAACGGUCGCGAUUACGUCCAGACCAUGAGCCUGUCCAACGUCCCGCAAUCCGAAAUCGACGAAUACUUGUCCAAGAACGAGAUUGUCAUCACCGACACCCGAAACACUACUGGCAAGCUGCGACCCGUUACCGAGUUCCACCACUUGCCUUCUACCAACUUGCUAGAGAAGAAGCCCUCGCCUUUUGCUAGCUACAAGGCCCCUACUCCCAUCCAGGCUGCCUCGUGGCCAUCCACCCUUUCAGGGCGCGAUGUUGUCGGUGUCGCUGAGACGGGUUCCGGCAAGACUAUGGCUUUCGCGCUUCCCUGCGUUGAGGCCAUUUCCCUCAUCAACAAGAAGGGCGUCAAGGCCGUUGUCGUUUCGCCCACUAGAGAGCUGGCCAUGCAGACUCACGAGCAAUUGGCUCGUCUGGCUGCCCUUCUCAGACUCAAGUGCGUCUGUCUCUACGGCGGUGCUUCCAAGGAUGACCAGCGUGCGCUCCUCAACAAGGGUGCUGACAUCAUCGUCGCAACUCCCGGCCGUUUGAAGGACUUCAUGUCCGAUGAGACCGUUGACCUGAGCGGCUGCAAAUUUGCCGUCUUGGACGAGGCCGAUCGUAUGCUGGACAAGGGUUUCGAGGAGGAUAUCAAGAUGAUUCUCGGUGCUUGCCCUCCCCGUGAGGAGCGACAGACGCUCAUGUUCACUGCCACAUGGCCCUUUUCCGUUCAGAGCCUGGCAUCUACCUUCAUGGUUGACCCCGUCAAGAUCACCAUUGGAUCGCGCGGUAAGGAGACUGAGAACGGCUCGGUUGAGCUCCAAGCCAACACCCGCAUCACCCAGAAAGUCGAGGUCAUGGAUGGCAAGGACAAGGAAUUCCGACUGUUGCAAAUCAUCAAACAGCACCAGCAGGGCAAGCAAAAGGAUGACCGCAUCUUGGUCUUCUGCCUGUACAAGAAGGAGGCAACUCGCGUCGAGGGCUUUCUCAGCCGCAAGGGCGUCCGCGUUGGCGGCAUUCACGGAGACUUGAAGCAGGAGCAGCGAACGAGGAGUUUGGAGGCCUUCAAGACUGGCACGACACCAGUCUUGGUUGCUACCGAUGUGGCUGCUCGAGGAUUGGAUAUCCCCGAGGUCAAGCUGGUCAUCAACGUUACUUUCCCUCUGACAAUUGAGGAUUAUGUUCACCGUAUCGGACGUACAGGCAGAGCCGGCAAGACUGGUGAGGCCAUCACCAUGUUUACUGUUCAAGACAAGGCGCACUCUGGAUCUCUUAUCAACAUCCUUAAGGGUGCUAACCAGCCUGUUCCGGAUGAGCUGAUGAAGUUUGGCACCGUCGUCAAGAAGAAGACACACGACAUGUACGGCGGCUUCUUCAAGGACGUCGAUCCGAACCAAAAGGCAACAAAGAUUACUUUCGAUUAA
Trichoderma harzianum CBS 226.95 is the source of this 1500-nucleotide messenger RNA. RefSeq lists its product as hypothetical. Gene Ontology annotation, molecular function: ATP binding; RNA binding; RNA helicase activity. Bases 1 to 1500 code for a protein of 499 amino acids. Gene Ontology annotation, cellular component: nucleolus. NCBI's taxonomy places the organism in Eukaryota, Fungi, Ascomycota, Sordariomycetes, Hypocreales, Hypocreaceae. Gene Ontology annotation, biological process: rRNA processing. The record is from RefSeq and is a predicted model, not a curated record. The transcript is spliced from 3 exons.